GACUUGCAGGAAGGCCACUGGUUGUGUUGUUAGUGAUGAAGGGGAGUCGCCUUUCGGAGAACUGACGCCCACCGGGAGCUCUGCGGCUGCAUGGAGCCAGUGUGCACGGUGGCAUGUGGCUGGGAUUAGGAAAUUUCACUGUGGAUUAAAAUCUUUUCAACGCCUCCUUGGCUACCCGCUAAAAGAAAGGAGCCUGAAGCUCCAGCACAGAUCCAGGGAGGACUGGGGGCCCAUGGUCUCAGCAAGCAGCGCCAGGAUGUUCCAGCUGCUCCCGGGUCACAUCCAGUCACCUGGACCCCGAAGCCACAAAACGCGCCUGGUCACCAAAGACGGGCAUUGCAACAUUGAAUUCGGCAACAUUGAAUAUAGCAACCACUUUGCAUACCUGAUGGACUUCUGGACCACCUUUGUGGAGAGCCGCUGGCGCUUCGUCCUGCUCCUGUUUGUGGCUGCGUUUACUGGCAGCUGGUUCAUUUUCAGCCUGCUGUGGUACUGGAUUGCAAAGAGCAAUGGGGAUCUGGCGGGCCAGAACCGCACGGAUGGACAUGUCCAGUGUGUGGACAACGUUAACGGCCUCACAACAGCCUUCUUGUACUCGUUAGAGACCCAGACCACCAUAGGGUAUGGAGGCAGGGCGCUGACGGGGCACUGUGCGGGCACAGUUGCCCUGAUCAUCAUCCAGUCUCUCAUCGGAGUCUUCAUCAACUGCUUCAUGUGCGGCGUCAUCCUGGCCAAGAUCUCACUACCCAAGAAAAGGGCGAAGACUGUGACCUUCAGCAACACAGCUGUCAUCUGCUUGAAAAAAGAAAAUCUGUGCCUCCUGAUCAGAGUAGCCAACCUCCGAAAGACCUUACUAAUCGGAAGUCAGAUCUACGGCAAGCUGCUGAAGACCACGACCACACCGGAUGGGGGGACCAUCAUCCUGGAUCAGGUGGACGUUGACUUCAUGGUUGAUGCUGGCAAAGAUAACUUGUUUUUUGUCUGUCCUCUGACCCUCUACCAUGUGAUAAACAAAUCGAGUCCGUUCUACGACCUCUCUGCCGACACUCUCCCCCAGCAGGACUUUGAGCUGGUGGUCUUUCUGGACGGGACGGCCGAGUCCACCAGUUCCUCCUGCCAGGUUCGAACCUCCUACAUCCCACAGGAGAUCCAGUGGGGCUACAGCUUCCUGCCCAUCAUCUCCUGCACCAAGACGGGAAAGUACCGCGUGGAUUUCUCAAACUUUUCCAAAAGUGUCUGUGUCACCACGCCGCAUUGCGUCCACUGCUUCGAGAUGGACAUCGACCAAAAAAAACACAACGAACACAACAAAGAGAAUCACAGCAACCAUCAGAAAGUGGGAAUCGACAACCCGGGGUUCCAAGUGAUCGAUAUGCACGACUCUGUGGAUGUCACAAAAAUGUAAACCGGGCAAAGACAAAGACGGACUUGUCAGGGUUCUUGUCAAUUCCUGGUCAGUGGGGGAGCAAAGCUUGGUGAAGCUGCUUCCUUCGUAGACGCUCGCCUUAAACAGCAGAAACACUGAAAACUGAUGACUGAACACAGAGGCCGGCGCAGGAGUUAGGUUGCUUAUUACAAUUAAACCCCUGUUGGGAUUGCUGUGAGAGUAACGAGUGGAAGACAGCCGAAGUUUGGCCAAACUGAGCACAAAAGGGGUAAAAUAGCAAAUGCCUCAGUGGGUACUUCUUGAGGAGAUUAGCGUUUGAGCCUGUUAUAAUGAACAACUGUCUGCUCUAUCGGCUGCGAGAGGAAAUAUGAAGUAGGACAGGUCUUUGGAGUUCGCUCUGAG
This is a messenger RNA of Cololabis saira (Pacific saury), 1789 nucleotides long. RefSeq names its product ATP-sensitive inward rectifier potassium channel 1-like. The record is from RefSeq and is a predicted model, not a curated record. The transcript is spliced from 2 exons. Gene Ontology annotation, molecular function: ATP-activated inward rectifier potassium channel activity. Gene Ontology annotation, cellular component: plasma membrane. Gene Ontology annotation, biological process: regulation of monoatomic ion transmembrane transport; potassium ion import across plasma membrane. The coding region runs from base 233 to 1405 and encodes 390 amino acids. Lineage: Eukaryota; Metazoa; Chordata; Actinopteri; Beloniformes; Belonidae.